CCAUUUUUCUUCCAAACCCUAAUCCCGCCGAACAAAGAAUAGUUUUUCCCUCUCAAUCUCAGGCUCUCACUCUCACCUAACCAUUUUUCUCUUCUUUUUUUGCUCUCAGUCAGCCACAUAAUGUUUCUUCCAAACCCUAAUCCCGCCGAAAAAUUAGUAAUAUUUCCCUCUCAAUCUCAGAUUUUCAGGCACAUAAUUUUUCUCUUCUCUUUUGCACUCAGGCACAUAAUUUUUUUUCCAUACCCUAAUCCCGCCGAACAAAUAGUAGUUUUUCCCUCUCAAAUUCUUAGUCUUAAGCUCCGACCUAACCUUCCCCUAUUUAAGAACACAAGCUCUCACUCUCACUAUCAAGACUUAUCUCUGAUUCUCAGUCUCACUCUGUAAAAAAGAAAGGCUUUCCUUUCAAGUUCUCAUGAAAUUCCUAGUACCUGAGACAGUCAAUCUCCUUUUCAUCUCCGUUCUCCACCGUGGCGGCUCUGCCACUAUGUAGUUCUGUCUUUGGGUUAAUUUAAAAGAUUCAGCUUAUAAAUCUCGAAGGCUUAAAUAGUUCCUGGAUCAUGGCUGCUUGUGCUUCUUCUUCCACCCCCUUUAUUGAGCCUACUCUUAAUUCAUGUGCUGAGGCUAAUCAACCGAAUACACAAUCUCCUAUUACACCAUCAGGUGCUGUACCCCCUCAAACACAAACAGAAACUCAACAAGCUACUAUUAAUGGUGGUAAAGAGCCUUCUAAGAUAUGGGACCAUUUCUCUAGAAUAGAGGGUUGUGACCCCCUUUACCCUAAGUCCCAGUGCAACUAUUGUAAAAAGAGUUAUAAUUGUCACCCAAAAAGAAAUGGAACCUCUGCCAUGUGGUCUCAUAUAAAAUUUGGUUGUAAGAAGUACCCCUAUAGGCGUGAUAAAGGCCGAACCACUUUGAGUUACCAAAGUAAAAAAAAAGGGGAGGGAGAGGGGGGUAAUGAGCCGGUGUUGAGAAAGUUUAGUGUGGAAAGGUUAAGGAUGGCCUUGGCUAGGAUGAUAAUUGUUGAUGAACUACCUUUUAGGUUUGUUGAGCAUAGUGGGUUCAUUGAUUUUAUGGCAGAGGUAGAGCCUAGGUUUGAAGUUCCCUCUCGGGUUACUGUUGCAAGGGAUUGUCUUAGAGUUUACAUUAGGGAGAAGGAGAGUUUGAGAAAAGUUUUAAUGGCUGGUCAAAGGGUGUGUUUGACAACUGAUACUUGGACUUCAAUCCAAAACCUUAAUUACCUUUGUUUGACUGCACAUUAUAUUGAUGUUGAUUGGGUUUAUCAUAAAAAGAUUUUGAAUUUCUGCCUAGUACCUGAUCAUAAGGGUGAGACCAUUGGUAGGGUGGUUGAGUCUUGUUUGCUUCAAUGAGGGAUUGAUCAUAUUUUUACAAUUACUGUUGAUAAUGCAAGUUCAAAUGUUGUGGCCAUAGAAUAUCUUAGGAGGAAAACAAAGGAUAGGGUGGGUAGCCUCUUGGGUUGUGAGUUCCUUCAUAUGCGUUGUUGUGCCCAUAUUUUGAAUUUAAUUGUGCAAGAUGGGCUAAGGGACCUUAAUGAGUCAAUUGUUAAGGUUUGAAAUGUAGUGAGGUAUGUGAAAUCUUCUCCUAAUAGAUUUGAGAAGUUUAAGGCAUGUGUUGAAAAAGAAAAAAUUCAAAGCAAAAGUUUGUUGUGCCUUGAUGUGUCUACUAGGUGGAAUUCAACUUACUUGAUGUUAGAAAGUUCACUAAAGUUUGUGGCUGCAUUUGAAAGG
Quercus lobata is the source of this 1745-nucleotide messenger RNA. RefSeq names its product zinc finger BED domain-containing protein DAYSLEEPER-like. The coding region runs from base 558 to 1367 and encodes 269 amino acids. Gene Ontology annotation, molecular function: DNA binding. The transcript is spliced from 3 exons. Lineage: Eukaryota; Viridiplantae; Streptophyta; Magnoliopsida; Fagales; Fagaceae. The record is from RefSeq and is a predicted model, not a curated record.